GUGCAGCAUCAAGAUUUUGAACCCCACCCCCCCCACCGUCACAGUCACAAAACUCUGUUCUUGACUUGUUACAGCAGCAGGCGAUGCUUCUCAUCUGUUUCAUUCAUCACUCUUGGUCACUGCCACUUUGACAUAGAUCAACAGCUUUCAUCUUCUCCGCUUGUGAUAUCACAGGAUUGCUUUCCUAUAACCCCAACCACUCAGAAAGUGGUGGGUCAGCAUGCAGUAGAAUUUUCUUCUGCUUUGCAAAAGCAGGUCAGCAGGGGAAGAAAAAGAGAUCGAGCUUCGACCUACCCUACCCUCCUGCUUCCCACCAUCAUCCAUCUCCCUUUAUAAGCACCCCUCCUGCCUCUCAUCUCUUCCCCCUUUCCCCUCUCCUUGUCUGUCUUUGUCUUGUUGGCAUCUCCUUCUCUGCAUCUGUUGUCUAUCUUCUCCUGUGCCACUAACGACCUGAGUCUGCACCACAGAGUACCAAGACAAGGAUAUGCAUCAGGACCACGUUGAUGACAGCAUCUCUAUGGAGUACUGCUGCUUGAGCUCCGUGCUGGUCCGACUCCUUACGAAGGCUGCGCUCGUCUUGUCGCUGAUGGUCAAGUGGCUCCUCUUUCCCUGCUACGACUGGUGGCCUACUUCCUCCUCCGCCGCCGUCGCCGCGUCUUCGGAAGGCAUCAAAGGAGCCGAGGCCAGAGCCCGUCACCGCGCCGCCGCCCAGGCGGUGAGGGAAGGGCUUCGGGUCUCGACCUACGGGGAGCUGGUGGCAGAGCAGGAGGAGGCGGCCGCCGCGACGUGCGCGGUGUGCCUGAGCGAGGUGGGUCGGCGGGAGCGGGUGUGGGAGCUGAGGAACUGCAGGCAUGUGUUCCACCAGGGGUGCCUAGACCGGUGGCUCGACCACGACGAGCACCUCAGCUGCCCGCUCUGCCGCGAGCCGCUCCUCGCCCGGCGCUCGACCGCCGGGGCUUCUCCGCUUCCUCCUCCGCCACCGCCGCCGUCGGAACCCAGCUGGGCCGUGGAGCGUCUCCUGUACUUCUUCGGAGACGACCUCCUCCUCCAUGCUCCUGCUCCUCUUCCUUCGUAGCUUCAUCGGGGCUCGGACACAUACAUGACAUGACAUGUACCACUGCCGUAUAGCCAUCCAUGUUCACCAUUUUUAGUCUAAUAUUUGUUAAUACAUCUAAAUAUUAUCGUUAUUAUUAUUUUGUA
Molecule: messenger RNA, 1200 nt
Organism: Musa acuminata AAA Group (dessert banana)
Lineage: Eukaryota; Viridiplantae; Streptophyta; Magnoliopsida; Zingiberales; Musaceae
Product: RING-H2 finger protein ATL74-like
Exons: 1
Coding region: 485-1075 (196 amino acids)
Biological process (GO): protein ubiquitination
Molecular function (GO): ubiquitin protein ligase activity
Source: RefSeq, a predicted model, not a curated record